Equus caballus (horse) is the source of this 4636-nucleotide messenger RNA. It is a transcript of the gene ZNF511, whose product is annotated as zinc finger protein 511. The record is from RefSeq and is a predicted model, not a curated record. NCBI's taxonomy places the organism in Eukaryota, Metazoa, Chordata, Mammalia, Perissodactyla, Equidae.
GGUGGCCGAUAGGCUGCGGCGCUGCCGGCGCGCAGGGCGAUGCAGCUGCCUCCCGCGGUGCACGCCCGCCUGGCCGGGGGCCCCGGUGCGGCGGAGCCUCUGCCCGUGGAGCGUAGCCCCAAGGCCGGCGCCGCGCCCUUCCGCUUCACGGCGCGCCAGGUGCGCUUCCCGCGGGAGCACGAGUUCUUCGAGGACGGGGACGUGCAGCGGCACCUGUACCUCCAGGAUGUGCUCACGCAGGUGGCCGGGGCGCCCGAGAGGCCCAGGGUGCCCGAGUUCACCUGUCAGGUGGCGGGCUGCUGCCAGGUGUUCGACGCCCUGGAGGACUAUGAGCACCACUACCACACUCUGCACAGAAACGUCUGCUCCUUCUGCAAACGAGCCUUCCCCUCAGGACACCUGCUGGACAUCCACAUCCUGGAGUGGCACGACUCAUUGUUCCAGAUCCUGUCUGAGAGGCAGAACAUGUAUCAGUGCUUGGUGGAAGGGUGCACGGAGAAGUUCAAGACCAGCAAAGACAGGAAGGAUCACCUGGUGAGACGUCACCUCUACCCUGCGGACUUUCGGUUUGAUAAACCAAAGAAAAACAUGAGCCCAGCCACGCCCAGGGCCACCGUGCAAGUGUCGGCAGAAGCCCUGGGGGCUGAAGGGGAGCAGGUGGAAGGGGACGCCAUGGAAGUCUGCUCUGAACCUGCGGGUGAGAGGCACACGGCUGGCCGCAGGGUUUUGUUCGUUUCAGAAUACCUCCUACCAUCUGUUUUGGUCAAGGGGCAUCACGAGGAUUUAAAAGCACCAAGAAAAGAAAUAAACACCAGUGACGACUGAGACGAAGAGAAAGAGCCACAGGCCUCUGAGCAGCCCCUGAGGCAGGAGACAGUUGCCUUUUGCAGGACGUGGUGUCAACGAUGGGCUUUUUCUCUGGCCUUCUGCUGCGGUCCCUAGGACCCAGGCCUUUGCUGCCCUCGAUGUCUGGGUUCCUUGGCAAAUGACUGAAUGACAUCAGUAGCCGUUAUCAGAAGGAGUGAGAGACCCACAGAUUCCAGAAAUGAUCCUGGCGGGUGCUCUGAUGACUUGGAGACGGGCCCACCUCCUUCUGCAGGGGCCAUCCCCAGAGUGUCCUUUUUAAGCACAAAAAGUAAAUGUUCUUCAUCAGUGGGCUUUUAGUCGUCCUUCCCAUAUUGUUGAAUCAGACUGGGAAACGAGCAGUAAUCACCCGUGAGUGCUCUGUUUUUAGUGUUUGGUUUUCAGAAAGAUUUAUGAAAUCUUAGAGCCUCGGGGGGUGACCGGGCAGGAUGUCUCGCUUGUCUGAGUCCUCAGUAGUUCAUGACUCUGUGAGAGAUGCCCGGUCAGGAAGCAGACCUGACUGGGGGGACAUGGAAACUAGAAAGGAUUCCCAGGAGCCCGGGGCAGGGCAGUCGGCACUGGGAAAGAGGCGUGCCAGCCGGGCGGCAUCCCGGAGGAGGAACGGUGAUGAAGGACAGUGAUGGGCAGAGGGAUGGGCAUUGCAGCGAGGGAGGGGCUGCACCAGAACCCAAGUGUCUGGCUGGUGUCUUCCGGGUGGAACUGAUCAGAGUCAUGCAGUUCUCAUCGGCGGUCGACAACGAUAACGUGGCUAGAGAGGGCACCCAGCAGAGGUGCGGAGCUACAGCAGGGCAGAGCAGCUGCGGCGGGUGGGCGGGUGUGUGGGGCAUAGAUGCACGCCACCAGAGGCAGCGAGUCGACAGAAACAGCUGGAUCAGCUCUGUUUUGAUAAAAUCAGGGCUUGGCCUGGCAGAGUCUCUCCCAGAGGCCACAUCCCCUCCAGCAGCACCUGGGGUGCUGGCAUGCCAGCUGUGCCAGCCUGAGGGCUCAGCCAGCAGCAGCAGGGUGGGCCUCCGCCUCCCCGUCUCACCUCCGGCCUGCUCUUGCUCUGGGCUCUAGAUUUGGCUGGAGGCAGCUGGUGGUGGUCUGUGACUCCGGCCCGGAGGCUGCUGGCCCAGCUCCUGCUGAGUCACACCCAAAGCUUUCGGGACACCUGGAGCAGAUGGGGUCUCCAGGAGAGCGUCGCAUCACGCCAGCAGCUCCAUGCACUAAAAACCCUGAAAGCAGGUGACCUGGUGUGCAAGGAAAAGAGUAAAACCUGAAGUACAGGCCUAGUGUAUCGAUGAGAGACCUGAUGUACACUUCUGGGUGGGCGGUGACCAGCCUUGGCUGAGGGGCUAUGGCAGGGCUGCCCAGGGUCCCACUUUGGUUCUUGAAAAACAUAACAGAGAAAAACACUAACAUGCAAAGAUGCUCUUCUUUCUGCUCGUCUCCCCUCGGGGACCUCGCCCCUUCCCUAACUCCUGUGCGUCCUCUCUGUAACCCCACCCUUCCACACGAACACGUGGGCCUUUUUCGUAACAGCACAUCUGAGAUUCACUUGCCCACAGCGUUAGCCAGCACACAGGCAUGUGUUUCAUAGUCUUUGGGGACUGCCAGUCCUGGGCUCCAAUCCUAGCUUCGCCCCUACCUAGAAAGCUACUUGUUGAAUCUGCCUUGGUUUUUCUUCUAAAAAACGGAAUAUGAAACUUCAGUGUAAGGAAUAUUAUUGAUGCAAAAAAAAAAGACCACCUGCAUCAAUAAUUCUGAGGAGACGCUUCUAUUUCUGCUGCAAGACCUUGCCUGGUUUUGGGUCGCGGUGUCGGAGGAAGACUCAGAGCUGGGAGCGUUUACAAGAGAAGGAGGUGCUCUGGGAGUCCGACCUCAGCACCGGCUGCCGGAUACCGGCAGCGUGUAAGGUCACCGAGUUUGCAUCAGUCUGUCUGUGGUGGGAAAUGUGAUUCCCAUGCUUAGGUUUACGUGAAAGAGCAUUUUGUUAUCUGGGGGACCAGAACCUGUUGGGUGAGCCUGUUUUUUCUAACUGGUAGGUGAAGUGCUCGGUCACCUGAGGAGCUGGCAGAAUGUCGUGUUUGCUUCCACAGCACGAAACACCCUGUCCCGUCAGCUUGGGCCGAGCUCCUCAGGGUCCCAUCCAGACCCGUGAGUGCCGCUGCAAUGCACUGUCCAAAAUCUGCGGUGUGAAAUGUUUCCACCUGCUCCUUGUGUCUCCUUCCCCAGCUGCCUUUUCUCCCUUUUUGUGCCCUGUUUUGCAUGGAGUGAGCUGCUUUUCUCAUGCUGUUAUUUGGAAAGUUAGGCACACUGUACUUAGUAUUUUAGUAGUUACCCCCCAGUUUUAGUAUAAAUACUUAGCUGGUUCGAGUGUAAGAUUAAUCAGUGUCUCUUCCCUUUCCCUAAAGAGUACAAGGACAGUUGAUGCUCCAGCCCCUCUACGCCGUGGGCACUGGUAGAGUUGUGCCUGGUAGCCAGGAUUCUGUUUGUGAUCCCACAAGACAUGGUUGCUGUGGUUCCUCGUGGUCAGGCGGUCAGUCCACCCACCGUGAGCACUGCCUCUGCUGGGCGUUUCCUCUUGCCUCUCGGACUCUUUAAAUGGAAACGCUUUCCUUCUGCUGGUCGGGAACUUCAGCAUUUCCUUCAGUAAGAGCCAGUAGUAACAAACGUUCUCAAUUCUGUUUGCUGAAAAAGUCUCUAUGUUCUUGUUCUUGAAAGCUCUUUUUGCUAGGAAUGCAGUACUCGAUUGGCAGUUUUUCCCUAAGCAUGUUGGACACAUUGUUCCACUGCCUUCCAGCUGUCCUUGUUGCAGCUGAGAAGCCAGGUGUCAGCCUGAUGGCUGUUCUUCAGAAGACACCUUGUUUGGGCCGGCCCCGUGGCCAAGUGGUUAAGUUCGUGCAGCCCAGGGUUUCACCGGUUUGGAUCCUGGGCGUGGACAUGGCACUGCUCAUUAGGCCAUGUUGAGGUGGCCACAACUAGAAGAACCCACAGCUAAAAAUAUACAGCUGUGUACCGGGAGGCUUUGGGGAGAAAAAGGAAAAAUAAAAUCUUUUAAAAAAAGAAAAAAAAGAAGACAGCUUGUCGUUUCUCUGACGGUGUCCUGUGGUGCGCUCAGAGCUGUCAGGUGAAGAGACCACCCACCCUGCUUGCUCUUCACUCACUGGGUUUUUUGAACCUCAGGUUUUGUCUCUUCAAAUGUUACCUCUGGGCCAUUGUCUGUUACAAUUAAAUGUAUGUUAGGCAUCCUCGCCCUUUCUUCCAUGUUUCUUAAGGCUUUCAUAUUUUCUGUUCCUUAUCUGGCUUUGCUACAUUCUGGAUAAUUUCUUCGGAUCUACUUUGCAGUUCACUAGUUUUCUUACCAGCUGUAUCAAAUAUGCUGUUAAACUCGUCCAGUUUUUCAUUUCAGUAGUUACGAUUUUCAAUUCUAUAAGUUCUACAUUGUUUUUAUAAUUUGCUGGAUUUCUAUAGCUUGUUCAUCACAUUUUCAAUCCAUUCUUUUAUUUUGUAAACAUAUUAGACUUGUUUUAUGUUCUCUGAUUGAUGAUAUCAAUAUCUGAAGACUGCGGCUCUGAUUCUUCUGUCCAUUUUUUCUGCUGACUCACUCAUGGUGCCGUGUUUGCUGGUGAAUUUUGUGAUUUUUGGCUGUGAGUUUGUAUUCUUUUGAACUUUACCUCUGGAAUUUCUCUGACACAUCUGAGUUCUUCUAGAAAAAAUUAGUAUUUGUUUCUGUCAUGUGAGUGGGGGUGCUAUCAAUCUAGAACCAUUUAAAAUAAAUUAUUAGGUAUGA